AUGUCUAAUCGUACAUCGCUUCUAGUGCCUGAUAAAUGCCCAAAUUUGCCAGAGACGGUUACCAGCCGAGAGCCCAGUGGCCCUAUUGUCGGGCCAUCACAUGAAGAGGCACAACCAGAACCGCACUUCAGCGAGCGAUCCCGCUUGUCCACCUCCCGUACACUUAUUCAUGACUUAACAUUACCACCGGUUCCGAAUUUAGAUAUUCCUCUAUCACCUCCUGGCUCACCCAAUGCCAAUGUGAAUGCAAAAUUCGCCCAUUUCCUAUCGUUGAAGAAACAAGGGGUUCAUUUCAACGAAAAGUUAGCUUUCUCAACAUCCUUAAAGAACCCCAGCUUACUCAAAAAACUGAUGGAGCAUGCGGGUAUUGAUGAUCAGAUGCAAUAUUUUACCUCCCUGCCGCCUGAAGUAUGGAAUAUUUUGGGUCUACCGAGAUGGGGAUUCAAAGAAGAACUGUUGAAGUCACAGAAAGACUUUCACCAGAAAGCCGAAGAGCAGUGGAGUGCAGACCAAAGAGACACAAUUGAGUUUGUUGCCGCCACAGCUGCCGAUUCUGAUGGCGCGAGGUCAACCUCCAGUUCACGAACGAGACCAUGUUAA
Molecule: messenger RNA, 600 nt
Organism: Aspergillus bombycis
Lineage: Eukaryota; Fungi; Ascomycota; Eurotiomycetes; Eurotiales; Aspergillaceae
Product: HCNGP domain-containing protein
Exons: 1
Coding region: 1-600 (199 amino acids)
Biological process (GO): regulation of DNA-templated transcription
Cellular component (GO): nucleus
Source: RefSeq, a predicted model, not a curated record